CUCCGAUCCCGAAUGCUCUGAAAGCUCGAGACUCGAGCUUUCCCUAAACCCUAAUGGCUCUUCAGCUCCAUCUCAAACCCAAAACCCUAACCCUAAGCUUAUCUCUUCGAUCCCUCUGCUCCUCCUCCUCUUCCUCCUCCAAUGGCGGCGGCGGCGGCGGCGGAGAGGGUGACGGAGAUCCAUCUUCCUCUCCUUCGCCGCCAUCCUACGCGUCCAUGUUCAGUGAUGUCAAAGAACGCCUGAGAUCACGUCGAGCUCCUCCUCGACGGAUCCCCACCGACCCUCCGCCGCCUCCUCCGUUCUCGAAGCCCUCGCCGCCGCCCUCCAUCGAAGAGGUCCGCAAGCAUUUGGCCGGUUUUCGCCUGAAAUCCUCCCCCGUUAAUCCCUCUUUGUGGUCCUCUCCCCCAAUUUCGUUUCAGGAGCUCUUCAAGAGUAACGUGAUCCCCCAAAACCAGAAUGAUGCCAAGUCUGAGCGCCCUUCCAUGGAUUCGAUCCGCGCGAGUCUCCGCCAGUUCAAGUCCUCCCCUGCCGACCAGCCCCCUGGGCGUCGUGGCCAGCUCUCGGGGUCGUUCAAUAUAAAAGCAUUCGAUGAGAGCUUGCGCAGGGGACUGACGCAGCGUGGUGAUGGGCGGCUUCCCGGAUCCAUAUUUGGAAAAGAGGUCAGGGAUAAGCAGGGCGAGGGUGAGGGGAACAAGGAGAAGGUUUCAAAAGAAACCGAGUUUGUGAAGAUGUAUGGAUGUGAUGAAUUGGGGGAGAAGUUGAGGAAGCUGAGACCUGAUGAGGCUGGGAAAGGCAAGACUGGUUGGUUUUCGUUGCAGGAGCUGAAUGAGAGAUUGGUGAAGCUCAGGGAGUUGGAAAUGAAGGAGUCACAAUCGAUAAUGAGUUUGUAUUUUAGCGAUCUUCAUGAUAGCUUGUCAAAGCUUAAGGAAGUUGAAGUUAAUAAAAAGGCAGCGGAUAUGCAGAAGAUGUCGAUUUUUCUAAACCUUGGUGUGCAAACGACGCCUGAUUUUAUGCGUGGGGAACCUCAAGAGCACCUUCUUGAAAAUUAUUUCCACCCGGAUCACAUGUCUUCAGCGGAGAAAAUGAAGCUGGAGCUACAGAAGGUUAGAGAUGAAUUUAAAAUGUCAGAAUCCGAUUGUGGGUCUGCACGAGUUCAAGUGGCACAGCUUACAACAAAAAUAAAGCAUCUGUCUGGAGUUCUACACAAGAAAGACAAACAUUCCCGGAAGGGACUCUUAGAUAUGGUUCAGCGUAGGAAGAAGUUACUCAAGUAUCUCCGGAGAACUGACUGGGACUCCUACUGCAUUGUGUUGUCAAAGCUCGGCCUCAGGGAUAUUCCUGAGUACAAAAUACCUGAUUACAAGAUGCAGAACAAAGAUUCCAAGGUAAAAUCUAAGAAAAGUGGCAAGCUAAAAUCCAAGAAAAAGAAAAAGGCUAAGAGCCGAUUAACAAUUCCCGCGUGAGCUGAAUUAUUAACUUCAUGUUGGGAUGUUAUGGAAUUUUUAUUUUUCCUUGAUUUUUAGUUCAUAAGCUUGAUCUUAUCGCGCUAUGAUUACUUAUAUUACAGACAUUUUAUUUUAUUUUUGUUUUAGUAUUAAAAACAGCAGGCCCAUUGUUACAUGAUGGAGAUGUGAUACACCUUUGUUUUAGUAUUACAGAGUGGUUUCAUU
Dioscorea cayenensis subsp. rotundata (Guinea yam) is the source of this 1670-nucleotide messenger RNA. RefSeq lists its product as uncharacterized. The record is from RefSeq and is a predicted model, not a curated record. The transcript has 5 exons. Lineage: Eukaryota; Viridiplantae; Streptophyta; Magnoliopsida; Dioscoreales; Dioscoreaceae. Gene Ontology annotation, cellular component: ribosome. Gene Ontology annotation, molecular function: structural constituent of ribosome. The coding region runs from base 54 to 1463 and encodes 469 amino acids. Gene Ontology annotation, biological process: translation.